Messenger RNA from Hyaloscypha bicolor E, 975 nucleotides. RefSeq names its product PQ-loop-domain-containing protein. Gene Ontology annotation, biological process: basic amino acid transmembrane export from vacuole. NCBI's taxonomy places the organism in Eukaryota, Fungi, Ascomycota, Leotiomycetes, Helotiales, Hyaloscyphaceae. The record is from RefSeq and is a predicted model, not a curated record. The transcript is spliced from 3 exons. The annotation marks the transcript as partial. Gene Ontology annotation, cellular component: fungal-type vacuole membrane.
AUGGUCCCUCCAUCGCAGAAUCUCAAUUUGGACAUCACUGCCAUUAGUGGAAUUUGCGGGUCAAUAUCAAUCGCGUGUUGGGUCGUUGUCUUCUCGCCUCAGAUCGUUGAGAAUUUUAGGAGAGGGUCAGCUGAUGGGUUGUCGUUGCAAUUCAUCAUCGUCUGGCUUGCUGGCGAUGUAUUCAAUAUCCUCGGCGCCGUGCUACAGGGCGUUUUGCCAACGAUGAUCAUCCUAGCAGUCUACUACACAAUAGCAGACAUCGUCCUGCUCCUCCAAUGCUUCUACUAUCGCGGCUUCACCUGGCACGACGAAAUCGUGACUUCAAAACCCUCUCACGUUGGUGAAGCCACCGAGCGAACCGGCCUGUUGGCACCAAAUCCCGACCGCUCCCGACGUUCCAGCACCGUCUCAGCGAGCCAUCUCUCGCCCGUGGUACCUCUUCUCGAAGCACCCAAAGCCUCCGAUCCCCCGGCCCUCACGCAUCUUAAACCAACAACUCGCCUCCAAGCCACGCUCUUCAACCUAAUCGCCAUCCUCAUGGUCUGCGCCGCAGGCGUGAUGGGCUGGUACGUAAGCAACCGCUCGCAGGGCGGGCAUUCCUCCAAGAAGUCAUCCUCCUCAGAUGACAUCCUGAACUUCAACCUCUGGGGCCAAAUCUUCGGGUAUUUCUGCGCCGUGCUCUACCUCGGGUCCAGGGUACCCCAAAUCCUUUUAAACUAUCGCCGGAAAUCCACAGAAGGCGUUUCCAUGUUAUUCUUCCUAUUCGCAUGCAUUGGGAAUUUGACGUACGUGUUAAGCAUUUUUGCGUACGAGCCGCAUUGUAGCGGCAAGCGUGGCCAGUGUAGGGAAGGAGAGGCGGCGAGUGUUUAUGGACGGUAUAUUGCUGUUAAUGCUUCUUGGCUAGCCGGGAGUCUGGGCACGCUGUUUUUGGAUCUGGGGAUCUUUGCGCAGUUCUUUUUGUAUAGGGAGCAGGAG